AUGGCAGUCGCCUGCCCCAUCUGCAACAAACCCGUCAAACCCACCGACAUCAACGACCAUCUCGAUUCCAGUUGUACCAGAUUCAUUUUCGACAGCUCUUCGACUCCUCCUCAGACAAGCGCUCAGAAUGGAGCGACGCCUGCUCCUCCACAAUCACAGCCGCAGAAACGCAGCGCUUCAAGCUUCUUCUCAACACCCGCGCCGAAGCGGCAGAUAACCGAUCUCAAGGACAGGCAGAUGGAAGAUGUGGCAGACGUAAACGGCCAUGGCGCAGACCAAGACGGGCGGAUAUUGAAAAAGACAAAGACGCAUCGCGCGGCCCCCCUGGCCGAGAGAAUGCGGCCCAAAACGCUGGAUGACGUAUGCGGGCAGGAACUCGUCGGGCCUGAUGGCGUUCUGCGCUCGCUGAUCGAGUCGAACCGCGUGCCGUCCAUGAUCCUCUGGGGAGCGUCUGGCACGGGCAAGACCACCAUCGCCAGAUGCAUCGCCCACAUGGUCGGCAGCCGCUUCAUCGAGCUCAACGCCACCAGCUCGGGCGUGCAGGAGUGCAAGAAGCUCUUCCAGGAAGCCGCCAACGAACUGCAGCUCACGGGCCGCAAGACAAUCAUCUUCUGCGACGAGAUCCACCGCUUCAACAAGGCCCAGCAGGACGUUUUCCUGCGGCCCGUCGAAGCAGGCACAAUCACCCUCAUCGGCGCCACCACCGAGAACCCGUCAUUCAAAGUCGCCAAUGCGCUGCUCUCACGAUGCCGCACAUUUACGCUGCGAUCGCUCACCACCGAAGACGUCGUGGCCAUCCUGAGGAGGGCUCGCCAGGCCGAGGAGUCUGUCUACCCACCUUCGCCCCUGAUCGACGAUGAGAUGAUGGGCUAUCUGGCUCGCUUCAGCGAUGGCGACGCCCGCACGGCACUCAAUCUUCUCGAGCUCGCCCUAUCUCUCACCCUCCGCGAGGGCAUGACAAAAGAUGUUAUGAAACAAUCCCUCACCAAGACGCUCGUCUACGACCGCGCCGGUGACCAGCAUUACGACACCAUAUCCGCCUUCCACAAGUCAGUCCGGGGGAACGACCCGGACGCUGCCCUGUACUACCUCGCCCGCAUGCUCCAGUCCGGCGAGGAUCCCCUCUUCAUCGCCCGCCGCAUGGUUGUCAUCGCCUCUGAGGAUGUCGGCCUGGCAGAUAACACUCUGCUGACGCUCGCCACGUCCACAUACACGGCAACGCAGCAGAUUGGGCUGCCCGAGGCUCGCAUCCCCCUGGCACAUUGCGCCGUUGCCCUCUGCCUCGCGCCCAAGAGCACCCGCGCAUACCGCGGCCUGAACAAUGCCUUUGCUGCCCUUCGAGAACCUGGUGUGGCGAGCUUACCCGUGCCGCUGCACCUGAGAAACGCUCCAACGAGGUUGAUGCGCGAUCUGGGCUGCGGAGCAGAGUACAAGUACCCGCCCAACUACAAGGACGGCAAAGUCAAACAGAAGUAUCUCCCAGAAGAGCUCACCGGCCGCAAGUUUCUGGAAGCGAGAGAUUUGGGGACGGAGAUUGAUCCUGAAUGUGAGGUGGAAGAUGACCCUAUGAAAACUUCUCGGCCGAUUUGGUAG
This is a messenger RNA of Trichoderma virens Gv29-8, 1593 nucleotides long. RefSeq lists its product as uncharacterized. Gene Ontology annotation, cellular component: nucleus. Bases 1 to 1593 code for a protein of 530 amino acids. The transcript has 2 exons. Gene Ontology annotation, molecular function: single-stranded DNA helicase activity; DNA binding; enzyme activator activity. The record is from RefSeq and is a predicted model, not a curated record. NCBI's taxonomy places the organism in Eukaryota, Fungi, Ascomycota, Sordariomycetes, Hypocreales, Hypocreaceae. Gene Ontology annotation, biological process: regulation of DNA repair; DNA-templated DNA replication; DNA repair.